Messenger RNA from Pipistrellus kuhlii (Kuhl's pipistrelle), 1542 nucleotides. It is a transcript of the gene REM1, whose product is annotated as RRAD and GEM like GTPase 1. Gene Ontology annotation, molecular function: GTPase activity; calcium channel regulator activity; GTP binding. The transcript has 5 exons. Gene Ontology annotation, cellular component: plasma membrane. The record is from RefSeq and is a predicted model, not a curated record. Gene Ontology annotation, biological process: negative regulation of high voltage-gated calcium channel activity. Lineage: Eukaryota; Metazoa; Chordata; Mammalia; Chiroptera; Vespertilionidae. Bases 151 to 1047 code for a protein of 298 amino acids.
GGGUGGCGGCUCCUCCCCGCGGGGCGGCGGGCGGGCCGGGCCGGAGGGGCUGCGCCGAGGCGGAGGGACAGCCUGGAGCGCCCGGCAGCCGCGGGCCGGGGGCCCCGGACCCCUCCCGGAGCCCAGAAGGAGGAAGGCCCCCUCCCGAGGAUGACACUAAACACCCAGCAGGAAGCCAAGACGCCCCUGCGACGGCGAGCCAGCACCCCGCUGCCCCUGUCCCCCCGGGGCCGCCAGCCUGGCCUGAGCGCGGCACCUUCCACCUCCACACCAUCCGGGCACCCCCCGCUGGGCCAGUCGGCCUCCCUCAACCCUCCCACCCAGCGACCUAAGCCUGCCCCCGACGGCUGGUCCUCUGACUCCAGCGACUCCGAAGGCUCCUGGGAGGCCCUGUACCGCGUGGUGCUGCUGGGGGACCCCGGCGUGGGGAAGACCAGCCUGGCCAGCCUCUUCGCAGGGAAGCAGGAGCGGGAGCUCCACGAACAGCUGGGAGAGGACGUGUACGAGAGGACGCUCACCGUGGAUGGCGAAGACACCACCCUGCUGGUCAUGGACACCUGGGAGGCUGAGAAACUGGAUGAGAGCUGGAGCCAGGAGUCCUGCCUGCAGGUGGGCAGCGCCUACGUCAUCGUGUACUCCAUCGCAGACAGGGGCAGCUUCGAGAGCGCCUCUGAGCUCCGCAUUCAGCUGAGGCGCACACACCAGGCGGACCACGUGCCCAUCAUCCUGGUGGGCAACAAGGCGGACCUGGCGCGCUGCCGGGAAGUCUCUGUGGAAGAGGGACGCGCCUGCGCCGUGGUGUUCGACUGCAAGUUCAUCGAGACCUCGGCCGCCCUGCAGCACAACGUGGCCGAGCUGUUCGAGGGCGUGGUGCGCCAGCUGCGCCUGCGCCGCCGGGAGGGCCCCAGGGAGCCCCCCGCACCCCGCCGGCGGGCCAGCUUCGGGCAGCGCGCGCGGCGCUUCCUGGCCCGCCUGACGGCCCGCAGCGCCCGCCGCCGCGCGCUCAAGGCCCGCUCCAAGUCCUGCCACAACCUGGCUGUGCUCUGAGCCCCGCCGCCCAGGGCGGUGAACACUAGGGGGCACACGCUCUGCCCACGCCACCGAGUGAGGGCCCCCUCCCCCCGAGGGCCAAGGCGCAGAGACCUGGAGCGCGCGCCGUGGGCCAGAGCAUCUCCCGGAGCCGCAGCUGCAGGGGCGCCUUGGCCACGGGGAGCGAUGGAUGUACAGACUAUGGGGCCCGAAGGCCAAGCUCGGCACACAGUAGGGGAUUUUUUUUUUUUUACACGAUUUGCGUCUUUUUGUAAAAAACAAAACAAAACAACUUUUCUUUAUCCUCGGGCUCAGAAACACUCCCCCCGUCUUCCCACUCCGCCCCCCCCAAAAAACACACCACAGACUACAAGGAUGUCCCGUCUGAAUGCCCAGACUUCAUGGGGGUUCCUCUGGGCAUCCCCACCUGCUGCCCUCCCAUCUGCACUGGCUCCAGACGGGGCCACCUGCUGGCCUGAGUCGGGGUCAGCCAAUAAAGUCAUUGGAACUGUA